This is a messenger RNA of Folsomia candida, 1116 nucleotides long. Its product is annotated as 3-oxo-5-alpha-steroid 4-dehydrogenase 2. Bases 216 to 1052 code for a protein of 278 amino acids. The transcript is spliced from 5 exons. The record is from RefSeq and is a predicted model, not a curated record. Gene Ontology annotation, molecular function: 3-oxo-5-alpha-steroid 4-dehydrogenase activity. Lineage: Eukaryota; Metazoa; Arthropoda; Collembola; Entomobryomorpha; Isotomidae. Gene Ontology annotation, cellular component: membrane. Gene Ontology annotation, biological process: steroid biosynthetic process.
UAUGCAUUGCACGUUAUCAUUAGUGGAUGUGUCUCUGCAGGUGUUUCUAUACCAAUUCAUGCGUCUGACAAAGUAAUUGACGAGUCUGUUAAAUUAGAGUGAGUUUCAAUUAAAAGUUAUAAAGUCAAGAUUAAAUUGUCACCCCCUGAACAUCAGGGAAGGUGACAGUUUUGAAAUAAUAAGUGAUCAAAGUACUUCUCCACACCAAAUUCACAAUGCCUUCGCAACACCUCAGAGGAACCGUUUGGAACAUGAUGUACAUAACGUUCGGAGUUCGGCAGGACAAUCCAUUGUGCGACUGGAUGGCGAAUAUAGGCCUGGCUUUCACCGUUAUAGCCGGAACCUACAGUCUUUUCCAGCCAGCUCCUUAUGGGCGGUAUUCAUCUCCAAAGUUCGGACCAACCAUUCCUGCCAAAACGGCGUGGAUUAUUCAAGAAUCGCCUGCAUUCAUUGUCCCGAUUCUCGUGGUUUUGACAACGCCACACGUCCAGCUCAGCAAUGCUCCCAAUGCGAUUGCACUUUCUCUGUUUUUACUACACUAUUUAAAUAGGACCUUCAUUUUCCCAUUUGCCCUCCCCGAGCAGGUCAAGCCUAUCCCAAUCCCCACAAUUUUUUCUGCUUUCUUCUUCUGUGCAUACAACGGUUUCCUUCAGGGUCAUCAUUUAGCAAACGCCUACCGAAUUGAGAGUUCUGGAUUUGCAGAAACGGUUGGAAUAAGCAUGUUUUUCCUCGGAAUGUGGAUCAACAUUAAGCACGAUGGAAUUUUGAUGAAUUUAAAAAGAGAAGCCGGCACGGAUAGCGAAGGGAAUACAGAUUAUGAAAUUCCAACUGGGGGUUUAUUUGAGCUUAUCAGUGGGGCCAAUUACUUUGGAGAAAUUUUGGAGUGGUGGGGGCUUGCCUUAUACACGGGAGGUUAUCCUCAAAUUGCCUUCGCUACAUUCGCCAAUACUUUCCUUAGCAUUCGAGCUUUUCAUCAUCACCGAUGGUACAAAGAGAAGUUUGGAAGUGCAUAUCCGUCCGAGAGGAAGGCAAUUAUUCCAUUCGUGUUUUGAGUGAUUUUUGGUUAAAAUUCUCAGUAAUCUGUAUAUACACAUGCUAAUAAAAAAUUUAAACAGA